CGCAACAUGUUCUGUGUUUAGGGAAAUGAAUCUGCGGUUGUGAAAUUCUGCGCAGCAUCUUCAGCCUGAAAGUUGUGAUUUAGUCAGAAAUCCGCUAUUCUGCUUUUUUUUGACAUUUACCUCAUGCAAUCGAUCAUCAAAGCUUCUAUAACCCGUAUGAUCUGCUGAAUGAAUGAACUGUCAUUCUGGACAAAAGCAGCUCUCGGUCAUUAUUUUGCACUUUUGUAAAGCAGCUGACAUGUGGAAAUGGGAGAUCUCGAGUGUCAUUGGUAUCUUCAGUCUGGCGCUUUUUCUCAUAGCAGUGUGUUAUAUUUUAUACUCUGGACUGACCACUGAAAUUCACAUUAAGACUGGCUUGCCCCCAGUCAGGGGCAUCACUAUAGCUUACAAAUAUAAAGUGGGACUUUAUAAGGACUGUGGAUCACUGUUUAAAGAGAGCUCCAGUAUUGGGCCUAAUAUGUCAUGCAUUGGGAUCUUCUAUGAUGAUCCAAAGAAGGUUCCCCGACAGAAGUGUCGCUACGCGGUGGGCAGUGUUUUAAGUGAAGGUGAUGAGAGACCCAAUGAGGAACAGAAGGAACUAUAUGAGAAGCACGGCUUCUGGGUUUUCUCUUUCCCAGAGGUCACGCAUGUUGUCACAGCUUCCUUCCCUCACCGAACGCCACUCUCUAUUUUCCUGGGAGUGCAGAGGGUCUAUCCGCAACUCAACUCCUACAUCAGGGAAAGGAAAUUGUGCGCACAUCCAUUUCUGGAGAUUUACAAAGGGGGAGUGAUCCACUACAUGAGUCCACUGGCCCGGCAGGGAGAUUUCUAUGUUCCCGAGGUCAGAGAGCCACAGAGAUGGUUACUGGGAGAAGAGUCGGAAGAAGAUGGAAGGACGGACCUCACGGGUGCCGACUCCCACAGCGAGCGCAGUUCCAUGAGCCGCCUACCUCCCUCGGAAAGUCGAGACACUUCACCUGCUCCGUCCAGCACGCCGACUCGCUCCCAGGGAGACAGACAGUGGGAUUACGAGCGAGAUUUCGACCACGCGGAGAGAAGCGAGUCCUCCAGCGUCUCCUCCUUCGAGGAGCUGGACAUCGAGUCAGACAGGACGGUGAGGUGUGACCACACCCCUCCACCCCUCACAGGACGCAGCAAAAACAACCCGCAGGGUCAGGAGAGAGAGAUGAUGGUUGAGGAAGAGUAAAUGAAAGGAAUUCUGGGAAAUGUGAGGAAAAUAAGGAAAUGAAAAUUCUUCAUUUUUUCUUUAAAGCCAAUAUUGAUUCAAUUUCCUCACAUUUUUCAGAAUUCCUUUUUUAAACAAUUGACAAAUAUAAAAUUGUUUGGACGGGAUUUCUGUCUAUUCUAAAGGGAAUUAGUAGGUGCACAAUGGUGCCUCUAUAUAACAAAAACAAGUCAGGUAACCUGAAUAUCUUGAAAAGCAUAACGAUAUUUAGGGCUCUUUAGUAUCGCAUUGGUGAAUGUAUUGUUUGUUUGUUAACAGAUUGUUAAUUCCUAACGACAGACGUUAAACGGCGUUCUUUUAUAGCCGAAUGUGUUGUAAUUACUUUUGUAAACGUUUUGUAAUGUUCUGCUUUCAAUUAUUUACCCCUAAGCCUGAUUUAUUAUUUCAAUUCCUCGCAUUCAAUCUUCAUCCUUCAGUAAUCACUAAUUUGCACCCAAAGAAAGAUUUGUGUGACUUGAAUAUUAAUUCAUCAAAGCCAUACGUUCGUAGACAAAUGAAAUCUCUAUUUGCACCAGAAACUGACAGGUAAUAUUGCUGUACGAGAAGAUAACACUUCUAACACUUGUUUAUUGUUUGCAUUUGAAGGUGUUUGAAGCACAUACUUGUCUUAUGUGCUGUCUGGUCAUAUUCGAUCACCUAAAUGGCAUUUCCAUAGAUUUUUCUCAGAUAAAACAAAUGCACUUGAUCAGUGUAUUAUUCUUUUGAAUUGGUAUUUUCGUUAUGCUGAAUGUUGAUACAUUUCUAGUGUGAUUUUAGUGGGUUCCUCACAAUGUGUUUUGUUAGAUGAUGUCCGAUGAUGUGCUGAAGUAUUGAUGUUCAAAUGUUUUCUCUUUUAUUCGUGGUUUUCAUUCACACCUGACAUACUUGAUACCUUUGUAUUUUUUAUAAAGUUUAGAAUGUCUUAUUUUAAUUUUUAUGAUUUGUUCUGCUAGUUGUUGAUCAACUUAAUAAAGAGUUUUGAC
Triplophysa rosa is the source of this 2187-nucleotide messenger RNA. Its product is annotated as testis-expressed protein 264 homolog. Lineage: Eukaryota; Metazoa; Chordata; Actinopteri; Cypriniformes; Nemacheilidae. Gene Ontology annotation, cellular component: endoplasmic reticulum membrane; nucleus; replication fork. The record is from RefSeq and is a predicted model, not a curated record. The transcript has 4 exons. Gene Ontology annotation, biological process: protein-DNA covalent cross-linking repair; reticulophagy. The coding region runs from base 173 to 1186 and encodes 337 amino acids.